UUAAAACUAAUGAAAAUACGUUUUUUACAAGAUUUCAUUUUUGUGAUUUUUUCAAACUUUAUUUUCUUUAAUUAAUUUGUGACGUGUUUAAUGUUAAUUAAUAUUAUUGUGGAUUGCACUAUCGUCUUCGUCAUAAAAAGAUGAAGAAAUUUUAUAGCUCAAUAUUGAUUUUAGUUUAUCUGUUCAAUGCAGAACGUUUGGAAAAAGUGAGGUACAUUUUUAACUGAGUAUUACGUUUUAAGUGGAAAGAAUAGGUAUAUUGUUUUAGAGUUAAUAAAAAAAACAUACAUAUGUAUUGUUAUUCAUGAAUUGAAUAUAUAUAUUGGAGCAGACAAUCGAUCAAUCUUCAGAGUUAUUCGUAUCUUCUUUCCAUUCUAUUUCUCGAGAGUUGACGAAAUUCAAUUAUUCAGAAACGAAAGAUACAAAAAGUACAAAUUGAUAUCCUGUUUUAGAACAAAGAAUGACAACGAAAAUGGCUUCUUCCACAACUCAAACAAUGUCUGCAACAAUGGAAGAGGAAAUUCAAGCAUUGAUGGCAAUAUGGCCGGACGUUUGUCGUGAUAUUUUAGAAGAUGUUGAAAGUUUAAACAUUCCUGAUGUUAAUAAAUGGUUGAAAAAAGUAUUAGAAUAUAAUGUCCCAACAACAAAGAAACUUCUUGGCUUAUUAUCAGUAUAUGUCUAUAAGGCGCUGGUACCUAAAGAACAAUUGACAAAAGAUAAUCUUCGUUUAGUACGGGUUAUAGGAUGGUGUGUGGAAAUGUCGUUAACCUAUAUGCUCUUAAUCGAUGACAUGUUGGAUCGGUCAUUAAUUCGCCGAGGCCGAGAAUGUUGGUAUCGAUCUCAUGGUUUAAUGACAGUCAACGAUUCUUUCCUAAUACAGAGCUGUAUAUAUCAUCUAAUUAAAAAACAUUUCAAGGGGAAAGAAUGUUAUAUGAAUUUAGUAGAAAUGUUCCAAUAUAACACAUUUAAGACAGCAAUGGGUCAAUGUUUAGAUACGUAUACGUCCAAUAUCAAUAAGAAGCCUAAUGGCUUACCAAAUCUGGAUUUAUAUACAAUGACUCAAUGUGAUAACAUUAUUCAAUUGAAAGCAGAACCUUUUACAUUUGCUGUGCCUGUGCAAGCAGCAAUGCAUUUUGCUGGAAUAAAAGACCCAGAUAUGUUCAAGCAAUCAACAGACAUCUUGUUAGACAUGGCGCAUUUAUACCAAGUUCAAGAUGAUUUUUUAGGUACCUUUGGAAAUUCCGACACUAUGCGUAAAGAUUGUACUGAUGUAGAAGAAGGAAAAUGUACGUGGCUAAUUGCUACGGCUCUUCAAUGCGUUACUCCAGAACAGCGUAAAAUUUUAGAUGAAUGUUAUGGAGUUCCGGAUCUAGAAAAAGUGAAACGCGUGAAACAACUCUUCAUAGAUCUGGACAUACCAAGUGUUUUUUUUAAAUACGAAGAAGAUUCAUAUAAUAAACUAAAAAAACGAAUACAGCAGAUGUCUUACGAACCUCUACAGAAUCUUUUCUUACAGUUGUUAAAAAAGAUUUAUCGCAGACAGGAUUGUUAUAUCUAAACACUAUACCUAUUUCAAGCAUUUUUUAUCCAAAUAUAUUUGAAACAAAAAUGUUGAAAAAGUAGAAAUUUUUUGGUGAAGUGUUUAACAUAAAUUAUUUAGAGAAGUGAUACGUUUCCGUAUUUUUACAUAAGUAAAUAUUCUUUAUUUUAUAUAAAAUUAGCCAAAGGAUAUUUCUCUCUAGAUGCGCCAUGUCAUUUAUAUGGCUAGCAAUAUAAAUAACAGAUAAAGGACAUUUUUAAAUUUAACAUAUGUUUUAUACUAUUUUUGCAAAUAUAACGGGAUAUGGGUUGAUAUUUCUAUUAUUCCUUAUUAACAUUGCAUUGUAAUGUUUACCUUAAAGCCAUAUGACAUAUUCUGUAUCAUAUAAAAAAUAACACAAUAUUGAUUACAUAAAAAACCUAAAAUUAUAAGCAGCAUUUAUAUAAUAAUCACAUAAAUUAGUAAUAAUUGUUUGAUCAUAAAAGAAACAUAUAUAUGUAUUGUUAUAUAGCAAUGAAGAAAUAGUUAUCUA
This is a messenger RNA of Monomorium pharaonis (pharaoh ant), 2072 nucleotides long. Its product is annotated as farnesyl pyrophosphate synthase-like. The record is from RefSeq and is a predicted model, not a curated record. The transcript has 7 exons. Lineage: Eukaryota; Metazoa; Arthropoda; Insecta; Hymenoptera; Formicidae. Gene Ontology annotation, cellular component: cytoplasm. Gene Ontology annotation, molecular function: (2E,6E)-farnesyl diphosphate synthase activity; dimethylallyltranstransferase activity. Gene Ontology annotation, biological process: trans, trans-farnesyl diphosphate biosynthetic process. Bases 461 to 1558 code for a protein of 365 amino acids.